AUGGUACUGACAGCUUUCCAGGAAUCCUUGGCUGCAACCGCCUCAUUCUGUACCAUUUUACAAUUUUUAGCUGGCAUAUUGGUAUGUCGAAAAUUUAUUGCCAAUAAGUCAACAGGAGAUGCCUCUGGUCUUGCGUUUGUCAGCUGUUUCAUGUCAUGUAGCCUUUGGUUACGCUAUGGAGUGCUGAUAGGAGAUCCUUUCGUCGUACUGGUGAACAUCUUUGGGACCUCUCUCCAAUUAUGCUAUGUCGUCGUGUUUAUUUUGUACAGUGUCAAAAAGUCUGUUAUACUGAAGCAAAUAAGCUGGGCAUUCUGUUUCGUAGCCCCGAUGUAUCUGUACAGCAUGGUCGAAGAAGACAAGGCAUUGGCGACGCAAAGAAUUGGCUUUCUUAGCUGUAGCCUAACCAUUCUGUUUUUUGCCUCACCUUUGACAAUGCUAACACAUGUGAUUAAGGUGAAAAAUACUGAAAGUCUGCCCUUCCCUGUGAUAAUGGCCUCAUUUAUUGUAUCCUGCCAGUGGUACGUGUACGGCUGCCUUAUAAACGACAUGUUUAUACAAAUCCCAAAUUUCCUUGGCUGCAUCUUGUCAGCGUUCCAGCUCUCUCUGUUCCUAAUCUAUCCCAACAAAAGAUCCAGCCAAGAGAAUAUCCUUUAAUUCCCAUCAAGUCUGUGGAAAAUUGCCAUUUAUCUUUCCAUGAACAAUCAUGUAACCGAGGUACUUGAUACGUACAGUA
Messenger RNA from Orussus abietinus, 733 nucleotides. It is a transcript of the gene slv, whose product is annotated as sugar transporter SWEET1. Bases 1 to 654 code for a protein of 217 amino acids. Gene Ontology annotation, molecular function: sugar transmembrane transporter activity. Gene Ontology annotation, biological process: carbohydrate transport. The transcript has 4 exons. NCBI's taxonomy places the organism in Eukaryota, Metazoa, Arthropoda, Insecta, Hymenoptera, Orussidae. Gene Ontology annotation, cellular component: membrane. The record is from RefSeq and is a predicted model, not a curated record.